Eublepharis macularius is the source of this 2369-nucleotide messenger RNA. It is a transcript of the gene BTBD1, whose product is annotated as BTB domain containing 1. The transcript has 8 exons. Lineage: Eukaryota; Metazoa; Chordata; Lepidosauria; Squamata; Eublepharidae. Gene Ontology annotation, biological process: neurogenesis. The record is from RefSeq and is a predicted model, not a curated record. Gene Ontology annotation, molecular function: protein binding. Gene Ontology annotation, cellular component: P-body; cytosol. Bases 61 to 1524 code for a protein of 487 amino acids.
CGGGUACAUCGUCGCCGCUCUGGAGUGCGCAGGCGCCGUCCCGCUGAGGCGACUUCGGCAAUGGCGGCCGCGGGCGGCCCUGAGGCGACGGCGGAGGAGUCUGAGGGGAUGGCCACCGCCGCCGCCCCCUCCACCGUCGCCGUGGCGGCCGCCGCCGCCUCGCCCCCGGCUCCCGUGGUGGUGCAGCGGGAGCCGGUGUACAACUGGCAGGCCACGAAACGGUCGCUGCGGGAGCGCUUCGCCUUCCUCUUCGCCAACGAGCUCCUCAGCGACGUCCGCUUCGUGGUGGGCAAAGGCGGGCCCCGGGCCGGCGGGGGAGGCCCCGGGCCCGGCCAGCAGCGCAUCCCCGCUCACCGCUUCGUCCUGGCCGCCGGCAGCGCCGUUUUCGACGCCAUGUUCAACGGCGGGAUGGCCACCACCUCGGCCGAGAUCGAGCUGCCCGACGUGGAGCCCGCCGCCUUCCUGGCCCUGCUCAGGUUUCUGUAUUCAGAUGAAGUUCAGAUUGGGCCAGAAACUGUGAUGACCACACUCUACACGGCCAAGAAGUAUGCUGUCCCAGCCUUGGAAGCUCAUUGUGUAGAAUUUCUCACGAAGCACCUUCGGGCAGAUAAUGCUUUUAUGCUGCUUACUCAGGCUCGGUUAUUUGAUGAGCCGCAGCUGGCUAGUCUCUGUCUUGAUACAAUCGACAAAAGUACGAUGGAUGCGAUAAGUGCAGAAGGUUUCACAGAUAUUGACAUAGACACCUUAUGUGCAGUUUUGGAAAGAGACACACUCAGCAUUCGAGAAAGUAGACUUUUUGGAGCUGUUGUUCGCUGGGCUGAAGCGGAAUGUCAAAGACAGCAGUUACCUGUCACCUCUGCAAAUAAGCAGAAAGUGCUUGGCAAAGCCCUCUCCUUAAUCCGUUUUCCACUAAUGACUAUUGAAGAAUUUGCAGCAGGACCUGCUCAGUCUGGAAUUUUGUCAGAUCGGGAAGUAGUAAAUCUCUUUCUGCAUUUUACAGUCAACCCUAAACCUAGAGUUGACUAUAUUGACCGGCCAAGAUGCUGUCUUAGAGGAAAGGAAUGCAGCAUCAAUAGAUUCCAGCAAGUGGAGAGUCGCUGGGGUUACAGCGGAACUAGUGACCGCAUUAGGUUCACAGUCAAUAGAAGAAUUUCCAUAGUAGGAUUUGGACUAUAUGGAUCUAUUCAUGGACCUACAGAUUAUCAAGUUAAUAUUCAGAUCAUUGAAUACGAGAAAAACCAGACACUUGGGCAGAAUGACACUGGAUUUAGCUGUGAUGGAACUCCCAAUACCUUCAGAGUUAUGUUCAAAGAACCUAUAGAGAUUCUGCCAACAGUCUGCUACACUGCUUGUGCAACCCUCAAAGGCCCUGAUUCUCACUAUGGCACAAGGGGAUUGAAGAAGGUAAUCCAUGAGUCUCCUACUUCAAGCAAGACCUGCUUUUUCUUUUUUAGUUCACCGGGUAAUAACAAUGGUACCUCGAUAGAAGAUGGACAAAUACCAGAAAUAAUUUUUUAUACAUAACUUCAGAUCCCAAGAUGCAGCAAAGCUCAGAUUUGGGAAAGGACAGUUGGGAGAUGUGGAAUACUGUGAAACUUUGUAAAUAAUCUCAAACACGUUAAAACGGAAGUAUUGUACAUGAAAAGUACUAAAUUAGUAUUUACUACUUCCAGUGGCAGUAUGCAGCUGAAUUCCUCUCAAACUAAAAUACUCUUACAUGUAUAUAAAUAUUUAACUUGUUCACUUUAACUUGAUACUAUCCCCUGAGCUGGGAGUUCAAGCAGAGUAUUUGUAUUUUUUUCCUGAAUUAUACUUGUGUUCUCUGUGAAUGGUAUGACUGCAUUCCUGCGCAAUGCAACACGCUCUACUAACCUUGCCCUCUUUCCAUUUGACAAGUCAAAGGAAAGCAGAAUCAUCACUAAUACAAAUCACAGCUGUGAUUUUAAUUGUUACAUUGUACAUAACCAAGAAUGGGGAUUUUUGUUUUUGCUGUGUAUUUGGAAAAAAAAUGGUAUUGCACCAAGCCAGUUGUAUGAAGUUAUUCUUAAAAUAUAAAGUGAACAUUGGAAGGUAACUUUCUAGGCUUGUAUGCUUUACUAAACACUCAGGCACUUCACAUUUACAUACACAAGUUCAUAAAUAUACAAACAAGUGUUUGUAGCAAAGUGAACGUGAUGAUAUCUUGUGUGUACAUACACACAAUCCAUUUUACGGUAACCUAGCCAUAUGUUUUGAUAUUCCCAAUAUACUCUCAAAUAUUAUUUGGCCUGUCAGUAUAUUUAGGAGCAGACAUACAGCUGGAGAUGUGUGUGGCUUUGCAGUCUUCUCUCCUGUACUCGGUGUCAAUAAAUAACCCGUCUUGUAUCUAG